AAAACUAUGCAGAACGCCUGUAAAAACCAUGAUUCCACCAGGCGGGGAUGGUUGGCCGAGAAGCCCCGGAGGUUCUUCGAGUAACUGCAGAGCAGAGCCUAGAACGGCCAUGAGCAUCCCGAGAUCCGCUGGACCAAGGCCCUGACCUAGCGCACGAGAUAACGGUGGAGCUCUACGGUCCGACCCUGGAAACUCAGAAAGAAUUUGGGAAAGUAACAAACAAAGUACAGAAUCUGAAAGAAGGCUUUGGGUAACAGGAGUUCUGCUUAACAGGGCAAACCAAUUCCACCACCAUGAGUUGGAGCUUCCUGACCCGCCUGCUAGAGGAGAUCCACAACCACUCGACAUUUGUAGGGAAGAUCUGGCUCACUGUGCUGAUUGUCUUUCGAAUUGUCCUGACUGCUGUAGGAGGAGAGUCCAUCUACUAUGAUGAGCAAAGCAAGUUUGUGUGCAACACAGAGCAGCCAGGCUGUGAGAAUGUCUGCUAUGACGCCUUUGCCCCGCUCUCCCACGUGCGCUUCUGGGUGUUCCAGAUCAUCCUGGUAGCCACUCCCUCUGUGAUGUACCUGGGAUAUGCUAUUCAUAAGAUUGCCAAAAUGGAGCAUGGUGAGGCAGACAAGAAGGCAGCUCGGAGCAAGCCCUAUGCCAUGCGCUGGAAACAGCACCGGGCUCUGGAAGAAACAGAAGAGGACCAUGAAGAGGAUCCUAUGAUGUAUCCAGAGAUGGAGUUAGAAAGCGAAAAAGAAAAUAAAGAGCAGAGCCAACCAAAACCUAAGCAUGAUGGCCGACGACGAAUUCGAGAGGAUGGGCUCAUGAAAAUCUAUGUGCUGCAGCUGCUGGCCAGGACUGUGUUUGAGGUGGGCUUUCUAAUAGGGCAGUAUUUCCUGUAUGGCUUCCAAGUCCACCCAUUUUAUGUGUGCAGCAGACUUCCUUGCCCUCAUAAGAUAGACUGCUUUAUUUCUAGACCCACUGAAAAGACCAUCUUCCUUCUGAUAAUGUAUGGUGUCACAGGCCUCUGCCUAUUGCUUAACAUUUGGGAGAUGCUUCAUUUAGGGUUUGGGACCAUUCGAGACUCACUAAACAGUAAAAGGAGGGAACUUGAUGAUCCGGGUGCUUAUAAUUAUCCCUUCACUUGGAAUACACCAUCUGCUCCCCCUGGCUAUAACAUUGCUGUCAAACCAGAUCAGAUCCAGUACACUGAGUUGUCCAAUGCUAAGAUUGCCUACAAGCAAAACAAAGCCAAUAUCGCCCAGGAACAGCAGUACAGCAGCCACGAGGAGCACCUCCCGGCUGACCUGGAGACACUGCAGCGGGAGAUCAGAAUGGCUCAGGAACGCUUGGAUCUAGCAAUCCAGGCCUACCAUCACCAAAACAACCCCCAUGGUCCUCGGGAAAAGAAGGCCAAAGUGGGGUCCAAAUCUGGGUCCAACAAAAGCAGUAUUAGUAGCAAAUCAGGGGAUGGGAAGACCUCCGUCUGGAUUUAAUCUUGGUUGGGCUUAGAACUUGGGUUUUCAUAGUUUAUGGUAAGCAGCAACUUGCUGAAUAAUGACUUCCAUUGAGUAAACAUUUGGCUCUGGUUAUCUUCAGGGAUGCUGUUGGCUCAUGAUCCAAACUCAGGGGACUCUGAAGGUGGAGCUGGGAUGAGUCGGGAGAGGGAAACACAGUGUUCCCAGGCACACGUUCUCAGCAAUAAUGCAGUUGCAGAACUUUAAGUUUGUGUCUUCCAGAUCCAGAGAAGAACAGAUAUAUUUAAAUCAUUCUUGUUGAACAGUUUUUGUAUGUACAGUAUUAUGGUACAUUUUUUUUUAGUAUAACUUUUUUUUGUAUUUGUACAUUGGACUGCUGUAGUUACACUUUUUUAUAUUAAAGGAAAAAAAUCCUUGUAAA
This is a messenger RNA of Arvicanthis niloticus (Nile rat), 1887 nucleotides long. It is a transcript of the gene Gjc1, whose product is annotated as gap junction protein gamma 1. Gene Ontology annotation, molecular function: gap junction channel activity. Gene Ontology annotation, biological process: cell-cell signaling. Gene Ontology annotation, cellular component: connexin complex. Lineage: Eukaryota; Metazoa; Chordata; Mammalia; Rodentia; Muridae. The record is from RefSeq and is a predicted model, not a curated record.